Messenger RNA from Brienomyrus brachyistius, 2822 nucleotides. It is a transcript of the gene cdkl1, whose product is annotated as cyclin-dependent kinase-like 1 (CDC2-related kinase). The record is from RefSeq and is a predicted model, not a curated record. Bases 697 to 1746 code for a protein of 349 amino acids. Gene Ontology annotation, molecular function: cyclin-dependent protein serine/threonine kinase activity; ATP binding. NCBI's taxonomy places the organism in Eukaryota, Metazoa, Chordata, Actinopteri, Osteoglossiformes, Mormyridae. Gene Ontology annotation, cellular component: nucleus. The transcript is spliced from 10 exons. Gene Ontology annotation, biological process: protein phosphorylation.
UACGACAGAUAUAUCAGCGUAUGUGUUAAACACUAACAUCCAUUGGUUUCGGUAAUUUUACAAUAUUGUUAAAACAUGCCUUCUGUAAACAUAAAUCAGCGCCUGAUUGGUUGAUCUAAAGUGGGAGGAGUUCUGAAUUGUACCCAUUUUUUUCACGAUGUCUGCCACGGCAAAAUAUCCUGCACUCCCGGGACCACGGGGAAUUAUCCAGAUUCUGUGGUUGUAAUUAUUUUUCUUUUGUUUUUACUCAGUCUGGGAGAAUUUGUAACAUACUCGAAGACAGGCAUAUUAUUUUUUUUGCGCGGAACAAGUACCAUACACCGGGACACCAAGAUAGCAGGUGUCAGCGACGUAGAAACGGCGUCGUUACCGCAGCAAAUAAAACCGCAAGUCGGAGAAAAUAACGCGGAAAAUGUCGCCUCAACGCAAACGAUCACUUAAUGGAGCAUAACAGACAUUUGUGCGCGACGUCGCUUCAUUUAAUUAAAAUGCAAAGUAACUUAAUUGAAACGGGAGCGCAGUUUUGCGCACUGAGAUCAGGACACUAACGGGAACUCUAUGUUUACUUACGUGGGAAAGUGCAAAUAAUACGCAAAAAACGUACGCGUUCGCAGAGCUGGAGACCCGCCUUAGAAGAUACGAGUUAUUUCUGUUGUGAAUUAAAAGUGAUAUCUGACGAAAGUCCUGCUCUUCCCAAUGGAGAAGUAUGAGAAACUGGCCAAGAUUGGAGAGGGCUCUUACGGCGUGGUUUUCAAAUGUCGCCAUAGAGAGACCGGGCAGAUAGUGGCCAUCAAGAAGUUUGUUGAGUCGGAAGAUGAUCCUGUCAUCAAGAAGAUCGCGCUAAGGGAAAUCCGCAUGCUGAAGCAGCUGAAGCACGUCAACCUGGUGAACCUCCUGGAGGUAUUCAGGAGGAAGAGACGUCUCCACCUUGUCUUUGAGUUCUGUGAACUGACCGUCCUCAACGAGCUGGACAGACACCCUCGCGGAGUCCCAGAGGCUCAGCUGAAGAGCAUCGUGUGGCAGACUUUACAGGCCAUCAACUUCUGUCAUAAACACAAUUGCAUCCAUCGCGACGUGAAGCCAGAGAACAUUCUCCUGACCAAGGCGGGGGUCAUCAAGCUCUGUGACUUUGGCUUCGCCAGGAUUCUCACUGGUCCAGGUGAUGACUACACCGACUACGUGGCAACGCGGUGGUACCGAGCUCCUGAGCUGCUCGUGGGGGACACUCAGUACGGUCCCCCCGUGGAUGUGUGGGCCCUUGGCUGUGUCUUUGCAGAACUUCUAUACGGGAACCCACUGUGGCCAGGCAGGUCCGAUGUGGACCAGCUGUACCUCAUUCGCAAGACUCUAGGUGACCUGAUCCCUCGCCACCAGCAGGUGUUCCGCUCCAAUGUCUUCUUCAGUGGCGUCAGUAUCCCUGAACCAGAUACCAUGGAGCCCUUGGAGAAGCGGUUUCUUGGCAUCUCUCCCCAGGCCCUCACAGUGAUGAAGUCAUGCCUGGUGAUGGACCCCUCUCUGCGGUUGUCCUGUGAGGAGCUGCUGGCGCUCCCCUACUUCUACGAAGAGGGAGGGGUCAGCUGGGGGCGCGAGGGAGAGCGUGCAGGAAGGAAGCCUGACAGGGGCCCCAGACGCAGGCAGCCAGGGCUCCAGUACCUUCCUCAGCUGCCCAGCAGCAACAUCUCACCUGCCCCCGAAGUCAAGAAACUGGUCAAGCCCAGAUACGCCCAUCACCUGCCUAACAUCUAACCAAAAGUGACUGAAGGAGAAAUUGUGUGUCUCUGUACAUUUGUCAGUUGAAAGCGUCCAUGUGAAUGAUGCUUGUGUGCUUGGUCGCCAUGGGAGUGGGGAAUAGGGAGACUGUAAAGUAGAAAAUGUGUUAUUUUAAAAGGCAUGAGGAACAGGCACAGAAGUGCUGAUAAGCCAGAUGUUUGUACCUACAACGACAGGCCAGUACUGGUAAUCCCUUUAACUGGACUGAAUAAAUCAAAUAGGAAACAUUUCCAACAUUUUUUAAAUUAUUGUUAUUAUGGAGUAAUAUUUUCUCUUAAGGUAUUUGUAAAAGAUAUUAUUUGUGUUACAUGUUUUCCAAUAAUGCUGCGAUAAAAAUGGAUUAUGAAUUUGUUGUAUUUUUAAAUACUGUGUCUUUCCCAGCUUAUAAUAUGUAUUUCAGUUAUGACCAUUAUUACUAUGAUCAUUUUCAGCUAAUCCGUAGCUUAUUCUGGUACUGAACAGUAUUUAUAGAUUUGUCACAGUCAGAAUGAGGAUAACUAAAUAUCUAGUCACGUCAGAAGUAGAGUUGGUGAAGAAGGCAUUUAUGUAUUUACGACAUUUACAGAAAUAUUCAGUAUCUGUUGUGCUUACAUUCUUGUUUCUCCCAGUCCUGUAGUUGCAUUGGAACAACAGUGAUAGACAUUGGUGUAUUCUCAUAACAAAUAGCUACAUUAAUUUUUAAAAUGGCUGCUGUACCUAUUGUGGCCAGUAGGGAGCAGCAUCGAGCUAGUGCUGGCGCAGCAGGUUGCCAAAUUCUCCAUUAGGAUGGAUUCUAGGCUAUCAGGCGUCCCUAGGCAGGGAAGGGUAAGGACACCGAGUACAAGGCUGUAUCCUCAGCUUGUUCGCCUGUGACGAAAUGUAGAGAAGGCGAACUGGUCUGAAGGACACGGGUGAUACCUGAAUCUUUACAGAUGCUACAAAAUGCAACGCUGGCAUGUUUUAGAAAGAUGUGCCAACAGAACUGAUGCUUACACUGGAGUCUGGCAUUUGUGACUGGUUAAAAAAGCUCUCUUCAUAUGUUGUUAUAGGAAUAAAGCGAUUUCCUCAAAGUC